GCUGCAGAGUUUGGCGAGGUAGUUCCGGAGUGGCGCACGGCAUCCCGGAACUGAGCGGGCUGGUGUUGGAGCUCCCGGCGCCGGGUCGAGCAUGUCGGGGCGAGGCAAGCAGGGCGGCAAGGUGCGCGCCAAGGCCAAGUCGCGCUCGUCGCGCGCGGGCCUGCAGUUCCCCGUGGGCCGCGUGCACCGGCUGCUGCGCAAGGGCAACUACGCGGAGCGCGUGGGCGCGGGCGCGCCGGUGUACCUGGCGGCGGUGCUGGAGUACCUGACGGCCGAGAUCCUGGAGCUGGCUGGCAACGCGGCGCGCGACAACAAGAAGACGCGCAUCAUCCCGCGCCACCUGCAGCUGGCCAUCCGCAACGACGAGGAGCUCAACAAGCUGCUGGGCCGCGUGACCAUCGCUCAGGGCGGCGUCCUGCCCAACAUCCAGGCCGUGCUGCUGCCCAAGAAGACCGAGAGCCAGAAGGUGAAGAGCAAGUGAACCCGACGGGUGCAGAGCCCGCCGCAGUCCGCAGCCAAUAAAGUCGGUCAAAAGCGA
Peromyscus eremicus (cactus mouse) is the source of this 538-nucleotide messenger RNA. RefSeq names its product histone H2A.J. Bases 92 to 481 code for a protein of 129 amino acids. The transcript has a single exon. Gene Ontology annotation, molecular function: DNA binding; protein heterodimerization activity; structural constituent of chromatin. Lineage: Eukaryota; Metazoa; Chordata; Mammalia; Rodentia; Cricetidae. The record is from RefSeq and is a predicted model, not a curated record. Gene Ontology annotation, cellular component: nucleosome.